AUGUACAAAUGGAAAGAGCUUCCUUUUAUCUUAAGUACUGAUUACGUUUUACUUUCGAUAGUUUUAACACAAUAUUUAGAAGAACGUGACCCCGACAAAUGGUCUUACGUUGAAUUUUUAAAUCUAAACCGCGACACAAUCAUCAAGUUACCUCCAUUUAAUGUUAAAUGGGCUUCCCUCGAUGGCACUUGGUAUAGGCAAUUUCUUGAAGAAACGCGUGAACUGGAUCCUGCGUCAGCCAAUACGCUGAAGGAAAGAGUAUUUUAUUUUUUUUAUAUAGUUGGCGGUAGGGGCCUCCUGACACGUCUCUACUUGAAUCCGGAGGUUUUCAGCGCUCUCUCUGUCCCAAGUGAUGGUGGGGAAACUCCUGUCACGUCUCUACUUGCAUUUGGAGCCCGAUCCCCACCAAUCGCGACUCCCGUUAAAUCCGAACAAAAUAUGAAGGAUUACUGGGAAAAGAUGAUCAUUGAACAGAAGGAGCUGUCAGUAAAGCGUACACACAUCUCCGGUAGUCUCGACCUUCUAAAUGAUGCUGGGGAGUAUAAUACGCAGAGAUUACGCGAUCAAGGGUUUAAUGAAGACGAGGAAGGAAAAUCUUCCGGAAAGGCUCUUAGAAAGAGGAAGAAGGUUUGUUAUACUGAAGAAACGGAGAUGGAUUCGGAUUACUCGGAUUACUCUGAUCAUGAAUGGAAGCUUUCCUUUGAGGUCGAGUAUGGUUUUACAGUUGCGUUUCUUUCAAACCCGGCGUUUCCCAUCCCGAUACUUCAAGGUUCUUGUAUUUCAGAUCAAGCGUUUCCCAUCCCCGAUCUUAGACUAUCCGUAAAAGUUUCGGGCUACAUGGCAUAUGUCGAAUUAUUGAAAGAAAUUAUAUCGGAUAAAUACUUUACUAUUGUUAAGUUUUAUAAAAAGUUGGAUUUUCCAUUCGCUCAAAAGAAAGAAGAAAUUUUAUACGAAUCAUUAAAAACCAUCGCAUCCGAAAAUAACGUGAAAGCUCAGAAACUUUUAGAAAGUCUUGACAAACUUAUCAACUCCAACUCAUUAAUGAGCUACUGGGAUGGUAUCAAUAUACAAAAUGAAAAAAAUAAUACUCAAUUUAUUAAAGAUGCAUUGAGAGAAAAAGAGCACAUUAUUGAAAGUAAUCUACUUUUUGAUAGAAAAAGAAAAAACAAGGGAGAAGGAUUAUCAACUCCUCAAAAUAAGGUCAGAAUUUUCGACACGGGAUAUAAUAGUGAUUCUGGGCUGUAUAGUGGAGAGCCAUUCUCACCAAGCUGUGAGGCUGUACCAAGAUCACUUACGAAUGUUUUUCUCGAGUUAAAAGAACUUAAAGAUAGUGAUGUUGGUGCUGUUUUAAAAUCCAUGAAUCUUGGUGAUGAUUAUAUCUUAGAACCUAAGGAUUAUCAUGAACAAAGUAAUCCUGAAGUACAACAAAAACUUAUUUCAGAACCAGUUGAAGGAAAUCAUCUUGAAAUAAAACAAUAUGACUGUGUACCAAAGCCAAAAGUUACAAUGAAUAAAUGGUUAUGGAAUGGACUUGAUAUCUGUAAUUCUUUACGAGAUAAUAAGAAUGCUAGAAUGCCAUUAAACAUUGAUGUCAUGAAUUUUCAUAACAACUUAUGUACAGAACCCCUUCCAUCAUCAAUGAUUACAUAUAUUCAAGAACAAAUGGAAAACGAAGAUGUUAACAUCAUCUUCUUUGAUGAUGGCAAAAAAUUUGGAAUAAAUAAGUUUUCAAUUGACAUUGAUGAAGAAGUUAUGAAAUAUCUGAAUGCAUUCCAAGAUUGU
Molecule: messenger RNA, 1782 nt
Organism: Funneliformis geosporum
Lineage: Eukaryota; Fungi; Glomeromycota; Glomeromycetes; Glomerales; Glomeraceae
Source: the annotation of a GenBank genome assembly